Molecule: messenger RNA, 1777 nt
Organism: Lathyrus oleraceus (garden pea)
Lineage: Eukaryota; Viridiplantae; Streptophyta; Magnoliopsida; Fabales; Fabaceae
Exons: 10
Coding region: 147-1508 (453 amino acids)
Biological process (GO): mitochondrial respiratory chain complex I assembly
Cellular component (GO): mitochondrion
Molecular function (GO): protein-arginine omega-N symmetric methyltransferase activity
Source: RefSeq, a predicted model, not a curated record
GAUAGUUGAAAAUAAAUUUGUUUUUAAAUAAGCUUCUUGAUUCUUGAAAAUCAUUAUAUUUGAACUCAAAUUCUCUCAAACACUAUUAAUAAAAUUUAAAUUCUCAAACACUAUUUGUGUAAGUACCAUCACUACUAUUGAGAAAAAUGCUGAGAAGAGUUGUUCAACAAUCUCGCAAAUUUCAUCGUUCCAUCGUCAAUGGCUACUCAUCAACCGCACCAUGCCAUUACUCUUCUUCUACAAUCUCCAUCGAUCGUUCUUCCCUUCACAACCCACCUGAACAUUCUCACCAACCCACUUCCGAUUCUGAACUCGUUAAGCACCUCAAAGGAAUCAUCAAGUUUCGUGGAGGUCCUAUUUCAUUAGGUGAGUAUAUGUCAGAAGUUUUGACAAAUCCUAAAGCUGGAUACUACAUUAAUCGAGAUGUUUUUGGAGCUGAAGGUGAUUUUAUCACCUCUCCUGAAGUCAGCCAGAUGUUUGGCGAGAUGGUUGGUGUAUGGGUGAUGUGUCUGUGGGAGCAAAUGGGCCGACCGGAAAAAGUAAAUCUAGUUGAGCUGGGACCGGGACGUGGAACUCUUAUGGCCGAUCUUCUUCGUGGUGCUUCAAAAUUUAAGAACUUCACCGAGUCCUUACAUGUACAUCUGGUGGAGUGUAGUCCUGCUCUAAAAAAUCUUCAGCACAAGAAUUUGAAAUGUGUUGAUGAAGAGAAUGCAGAUGAAGAUACAGAUAAAAGAACUGUAAGCACUUUGGUUGGCACUCCUGUGUCAUGGCAUGCUACACUCGAGCAGGUUCCUUCAGGAUCGCCAACAAUUAUCAUCGCACAUGAGUUCUUUGAUGCCCUACCAGUCCAUCAAUUUCAGAAAGCAACUCGUGGUUGGUGUGAGAAAAUGGUUGAUGUAGCAGACGAUUCAUCGUUACAUUUUGUUCUAUCUCCACAUCCUACACCUGCAACUUUGUAUCUGUUGAAGAGAGCCAAGUGGGCUGCAACUGAGGAGGUUGCAAAGCUCAAUCAAAUUGAAAUUUGCCCCAAAGCUAUGGAUUUGACUCAGACCAUCGUUGAAAGGAUAAGUUCUGAUGGUGGUGGAGCUUUAAUCAUUGACUAUGGCUUAGAUGGAGUAGUCUCAGAUAGUCUCCAGGCAAUACGGAAACACAAGUUUGUCAAUCUUCUAGAUGACCCUGGAUCUGCUGAUCUCAGUGCAUACGUUGAUUUUGAUUCUAUUAGACAUUCUGCAGAGGAAGCCUCAGAAGAAGUGUCGGUUCAUGGUCCAAUUACUCAAUCUCAAUUUCUUGGUGCCCUUGGAAUAAACUUCCGUGUUGAAUCCCUCCUUCAAAACUGUACAGAAGAGCAGGCUGAAUCUUUGAGGACAGGAUACUGGCGUCUUGUAGGUGACGGUGAAGCUCCGUUUUGGGAAGGAGAUGAAGAUAAUGCCCCAAUCGGUAUGGGUAGUCGCUAUAAGGCAAUGGCUAUAGUGAACAAGAACCAAGGUGCUCCAGUUCCUUUUCAGUAAAAGCCUAAAAAUAGUUGGUUUUUGGUGCAUGUAACAUUAUACGGUCCUCAAUCAGCUGUUGAGAGCUGACAAUUCUAUUCCUACACUACUUGUUUUCUCUUUUUAUUUAAUUAUUUUUUGAAAUGUUUAUUUAAUAGCUUCUUGGCAUGCUUUGUAUUGGAAGAGUUGUAAGAGGCAACCAUUUUUUGUUGUUGACAAUAAUGUAAGAGGCAAUAAUUUUAACUGCAUUGUAUUAAUCAUUGAUAUGAGGAUAUACAUGUUGGAAGGAA